Cryptococcus amylolentus CBS 6039 is the source of this 990-nucleotide messenger RNA. RefSeq lists its product as hypothetical. Lineage: Eukaryota; Fungi; Basidiomycota; Tremellomycetes; Tremellales; Cryptococcaceae. Gene Ontology annotation, molecular function: protein dimerization activity; DNA-binding transcription factor activity. Gene Ontology annotation, cellular component: nucleus. The transcript has 3 exons. The coding region runs from base 1 to 990 and encodes 329 amino acids. The record is from RefSeq and is a predicted model, not a curated record.
AUGUCCCUCAACCACAUCGACCCCGCCCUCCAUCCCACCCUCGACUCCAUGGCCAACCCAGAGCACCACGACCACCCGCCCCAGGAUGAUGCCCCCGGCAUGAACCCCCUCAACGAAUUCGCACAACAGGUCCUCGGCCGCGAGGCUGAUGCCGAGAACCUCCUCGACUUUGGCCGCGGCCACUCUAUCCUCGGCGAAGAGCAGAGCUUUAACGAUAUCCUCCAGGCAGAGGGGAGGAGACGAGACGGGGAAGACGAUCCGUCCAGACCAUCGCACCCUUCGCACCCGCAAGCGCACCAUCACCAUGCGGAGGAAGAUCAGCUCGAGGGGGGCAAUUUUGAGCCUGAGAAUUCCCUUGAUCAGCAGUUGACGUCUGAAGAGCUGGCCAGAGGCGGGGCACGGCAGAUGAGGCCAAAGAGAAGAAGACUGGAUGAGGUGGGGGAGGACGGCCAGCCGCUUGACCCGCAGACAUACGCAAAGAACAAGAAGGACAAUCACCGUGAAGUCGAGUCUCGCCGGCGGCAAAAUAUAACAGACGGCAUCAAUGAGCUAUCUCAACUUUUACCACCCGGCGCCCCGAAAGAAGGCAAGGGCCAAACCCUCAAACGCGCAGUGUCAUAUAUCCAGGAUAUGCAGGCGAGAAUGGGCAUCCCCCCCGGAUCCCAUGUGCCGGCUUCGUCAUCAGGGGAUGUACCGACGCUCAAUCAAGCGCAGAAUGGAAUGGACGGGCAGGAUGGGUUGGGAGGUAUUGGUGGAGGACAUCUGGGAGGUGAAGAACAGAUCUCGGGGCAGCUGAGGCUCAAAAUAUCCCAUUUGGAGACUCGCUUGGCCGAAGAGCAGCACCGCGCUUCCGAGGCGGAACUAAGUGUGCGCGCGGCCGAAGACCGAUUAGCAGCGACAACGUUCGAGUUGCAUAGGAUGGCCGAUGAGAGGGACCAGUUGAAAGCAGAGCUGGAACGAGUGAAGAAGGAGCUUGCAAGUUUGGAAUAG